AGUCACCAUGAGGCGAGCAGAGCGGCAAACCCUCGGCAGCGCUCGCUCUUCUCACUUUAUUUCAGCUUCAGGAAGAGCCAUGGAGGCCGCGCUCAUCUUCCUGUGCUCCCUGCUGGUGCCCGCAGCCCUGGCAGACGUGGCCACCCAGGAGAAGGAGGAGGAGGAUCCCUUUAACUAUGAUUACCAGAGCCUGAGGAUCGGGGGGCUGGUGUUCGCCGUGGUCCUGUUCACCGUGGGCAUUCUCCUCAUCCUCAGCAGGAGGUGCAGGUGCAGUUUCAAGCAGAAGCCCAGGGCUCCAGGGGACGAGGAGGCUCAGGCAGAGACCCUGAUCACCUCGAACGGCUGGCAGGACGGGCCGUGCUGCCCGCUCCGCUCCAGCAAAAGGCGGUCGCAGCCUGUGUGUGAGCCCAUCCUCGGCCGGUCACCGCGGCGGGAGGUGAAGCCCAGCAGGGCGGACAAUGGGAACGGGAGGGAGCGCCGCGACAAGGACGCGCAGCUCGGGGUGCCCAGCCCUGCCCACGGCUGGCACGGGGUGCCCACUCGCAGAGCGAGGCGCCCGCCGGAGCGACGACACGCCGAGGCCAUGGGGGACGAGCAAGUGCCUGAGCAGGGCCAGGACAGGUUCAGCUACGACUAUGACACCAUCCGCAACGGGGGGCUCAUCUUCGCAGUCGUGGCUUUUGUCAUCGGGCUCCUCAUCAUCCUCAGCCAGCGGUUCCACUGCGGAGGGAGGAAGAAGAGGAGACAAGGGAACGAGGACGAGCUGUAGGUGCAGAGCUGCGGUGCCCCCAUGGAAGCAGAGCUGCAGCCGAAGCCCAGCACUCCUGGCCAGCGGCCACCCCUGACCCCGCUCCAGUGGAUCCAUUACCCCGCAGGGCCAGAAGGCAAAUUACCCUCGUGCUUCCCCCUCUCUUGGACCCAGCGAG
Molecule: messenger RNA, 926 nt
Organism: Melozone crissalis (California towhee)
Lineage: Eukaryota; Metazoa; Chordata; Aves; Passeriformes; Passerellidae
Exons: 13
Coding region: 8-769 (253 amino acids)
Biological process (GO): regulation of sodium ion transmembrane transporter activity; monoatomic ion transport
Cellular component (GO): membrane
Molecular function (GO): sodium channel regulator activity
Source: RefSeq, a predicted model, not a curated record